This is a messenger RNA of Tricharina praecox, 2968 nucleotides long. RefSeq lists its product as uncharacterized. Lineage: Eukaryota; Fungi; Ascomycota; Pezizomycetes; Pezizales; Pyronemataceae. The transcript has 4 exons. The record is from RefSeq and is a predicted model, not a curated record. Gene Ontology annotation, molecular function: ATP binding; ATP hydrolysis activity. Gene Ontology annotation, cellular component: mitochondrial inner membrane. Gene Ontology annotation, biological process: mitochondrial respiratory chain complex III assembly; protein insertion into mitochondrial inner membrane from matrix. The coding region runs from base 428 to 2779 and encodes 783 amino acids.
CCCCAAGCCUCCCCUAAUAAUAUUUAUCCCGAGGCAGCAUAAAUAUCAUCAUCUCCGCACACCUCCCUCCCGUGGCCCCCCCUCACCCUGCUUACUUCUACAAAGAGCUGCUUUCCACAGCCCCAAUUCUUCCUCCUUCCGUCUCUCACCCUCUCACCACCACCCCCUCCGCCCUCAUCCUCCCCCCAAAGCUUCUCACAUGCCAAUUGCUCUCCCGCCGUUUCCAAUCCAUUCUGUUUCCGCAGCCACGAAUUGACUGCUGGAUCCCAUUCCGGAGCUUCGAAAUCAAACGGCUUCCGGCUUUCUGCUUGCAUCGAACGAGCCAACUUCCGAGCAAGGGAAAGAAAGAAAAAACACCUCGAUCGGAAACAUCCCCCCCCCCCCAAACGUCGACAUAGUGGGCUCUCGGAUCGUCGGAGUGAAGAUUAUGGAGAACUUUUCGUCGGCCCUCCCCCGAAUAGGUACUUUGGGAUCAACCCCUGGCCUUCACGGACCGGCCCCGUCUCCCAGUGGGAGCUUCGACAUGGGUGGGUUCCCGGGUUUUGAUAUUGUCCAAAGAUUGCUCUUGAGGUUCGGAUUGGAUCCUAGCCUGUUGGUCACAUUGGGCAUGUCACUUACACUCUUGACAUCGCUGCUGUCGUUCUUUACAUACUCAUUCGGCUCGCUUACCACCAUAACACGAUUCAUGUCGGCAAAUCUGGUGUCCUCGGCGACUAUCCAUUCCUCCGAUGUCACGUACCUCUACAUAAUGAGAUGGCUGGCCACGCACAAAAUCUCGACCGAUUGCCGGCUGUUCUGCGUGACCUCUCGCAAGAACCCCCAGAGCUACGCCGUAAGACGGUACAGCUCCUACGCUCCCUAUGGAGAUGGCAACAGGGCGUGUCAGGAGGACGACGAGGAUGGAGACGACGACGGGGGCUGUGAAGAUGAUUCCCUGGGGCCCAAGCUAAAAUACACCCCAGCUCCCGGCUUUCUCUAUUUUUGGCACGGGGGACGACCGAUAAUUAUCAACAGAAAAUUAGAUUUAUCGUACUACACCGGCGACAUACCGGAUGAGACGAUUAUCCUCACGACAAUAGGUCGGUCGCCGUCUUUUCUGCGAGAUAUCCUCAAUGAGGCCAGACGGGAUUAUCUCCAGGCCCAGUCCCGCAAGACGAUGGUGUACACGCUCUCGCCAACACCCUUCGCUCAGAAGACCUGGGACCAAGGUCGACACCGCCCUUCGCGCGACAUCUCGACAGUCAUCAUGCCUCCGGAGCAAAAGGAAUUUCUCCUGCAAGACGUGAAGGAAUACUUGAAUCCGCAUACGAUGAGGUGGUACGCUCAGCGUGGACUGCCAUACCGCCGUGGAUAUUUGUUUUACGGGCCACCCGGAACGGGAAAGACCAGCCUGAGCCUCGCCCUUGCUGGGGAAUUGAAACUGCCGUUGUAUAUCCUUAGUCUUUCGACUGGAUCACUGACCGAUGAAACCCUCACGAUGCUGUUUGUUGGAUUGCCGAGGAAGUGUAUCGUUUUGCUGGAGGACAUCGACUGCGCUGGGGUCCACCGCAGUGGUGGCCAUACGAAUGACUAUGAGUCUGAUUCUUCCGAUGACGACGAUGACGAUGAGGAUAGCGAGUCGGAUGGAGACAGUACAGGAAAGACCGCGAGCAAAUCGACCACAAAAGGCAGCGGGGGAGGGGGAGGAGGUUCGGGAGACAAAAAGUCGACAUCAAAGAGCAGUAGCAACAACAACAGUUCCAAAAACUCGGGACCGGGCCAGACCCGUCGGCCUCGUAUAUCGGUCAGCUUUUCGGGAUUGCUCAACGCGAUUGAUGGAGUUGCAAGCCACGAAGGACGUAUACUCAUAAUGACCACUAAUCACCGCGAACGUUUGGACUCUGCACUCAUUCGCCCUGGCAGGGUCGAUAUCCAGGUCGAGUUUGGAUACGCGGCGAAGGAAACCCUUUCCGAGAUCUUCCGCGAGCUCUACAAGGAGAUUGGCGGGCGAAGCAGUAUUAGCCUUGCUAGUGGUGGCAAGCUCUUCGACAAGAAGGAGAAACAGAGGCCGGAAUCUGCGGAGAAGGAGCGGGUACGCCAGCUAGCAGACACAUUUUCCGAGCGGAUUCCAGCCAACAGGUUCACACCGGCAGAGAUACAGGGUUAUCUGAUGUCUUACAAGGGACAACCCGAGAAGGCCAUGGAUAAUAUCGACGACUGGGUUCUGGAAAAGACCAAAGUGGAGAGGGAAAAGAAGGCAAAGGCCGAGAGAAGGAAGAGGAAGGAGCAGAAGAUUACGGCCGCCGAACUCGACAAGGAAGCUGCAACCCAAUUCAACACGAACGGCUUCACCGGCGGUGGCGCUAAACCGCCCCCCGAUGCUACCUCGCCUGCUCAGGACGCGUUGACUCACAGUCUCGCAACCAUCGCCAGCAGUGAAAACCUACAGCCAAUCUUGCAAGCCCUACUUCAACUGGUUGCGCAGAGCCCUGUGCAGAACUCUACGAACAACCCAACGGUUCCCCCGGCCAGUACGACUACGCCUUUGCACGGUGGACGCACUAACGAAGUGGCAACCAGUCGCAGCUCCACUAAUGCGGUGGACGAUUACACAGACGACCACACAUACAAACCUACAUCCAACCUAUCGAAGGAUGAAGAGUGGGAGAGGAUCUCCAACGGCACCAAUGGGGUUGACAAGAAGACGGACGCGAAAAUGACCAACGGUGUGCAUAAAACCAACGGGGUCAGCAAAACCAAUGGUGUCGGCAAUCGCGAUCUGUACGUUCGAGCGGGUUGAGGAUUUCAGCGUGCGUCACGGGACGUUGCAUUUGCACAGCGAUAAAGGAUGCGGCGACAACAACAAAUUGUGCAUGUGGUGGUACGGAAUUUUCUUUCGGGCGGAUGCGUACGGGAGGCGUUAUUUUUUUGUGGCUAUAGUGAGUUCGGGGAAAAGGGAGGGAGGGAGGGAGUUGAGUUUGAUGUGUUG